AAGAUAACAUAGGUUUCUGAACAAUUCAACCGAGCUAGAUUGUUCUUUGACACCUCUGUCACGCUUGCUUGGCGAAGAAUGCAUUCUAAGUGACGAGAGGACAGCGAGAAAUCACGAGGAAGAGUCAUUCGGAAUAACACUUUCACAGGCCCCGAACUUGUUAAAGCCGUCCUGCUACUGCUGGAUGGAGGCGCGGCGACUGAGCGGUAAAGCGCUUAGCUUCCAAAUCGGGGUCCCGGGUUCGAAUUCUGGUGACUACUGAGAUUUAUAACUUUGGGAUUGAAGGGCGCCUCUGGGUCCACAGAGUCCAUCCAGAUCUAAUGGGUACCUGACAUUAGAUGGAAAAAAAAAAGUAAAGGCGAUUGGUCGUUGUGCUGGCUACAUGACACCCUCGAUAAGCCGUGGGCCACAGAAACAGAUGACCUUUACAUAUUCAUUGUCUCUGUGACUUGACUUGAUAUUUAUGACUCAUUGCGGAGCAUAGGCCGAAAAAAGUAUUACGCCAUCGGGACUCUUUCUGGUCAAUUUCCCAUGGGUCCUUGUCCAUGGUGCCGCCUUUGCUUCUUGGCCUGAUGUUUGUUUUGAUCCCCCAGCCUUGUGGGUUCCAGUCUAGAGCCUGUCUUGCAAUGGCGUCUGUUGUACAUUCUAGAACAAGUUCAAGGCCACGUUUGCACCAGGAAGUGUUGACAUUCUCAGAGAUUGAAUACGUUGUAGGUCUGUGAAAUACAUGAUCAGAUUAGACGACUGUAUUCAAAAUACCGGAAGUAAUAUUGUAAGAUGGUUUUGGGGAUUCCUCAGACGUGACCUAGCUCUGUAUCCUAAUCCUUUUUCUGGAAAAUUCGCGUUCUUUAAACACUGCAUACAAUACGAUGUGUUAGGACUGAGGGUAUAUAUUUGGAAUACAUACUCUUUACUCUAAUGUGUUUUGGCCUGUCACCUUUAGCCUAUGACCUGCCUGAAUCUUUUGCAGAAGUGGACGAUAACCAAUGUCAAGGUCGCUACAUUGCACCUCCGUGCCAACUGAAUAAACAAGAAAUGAGCUAUAAAUAGAACACUGUCUCAAUUCGUCUGGAAUCCUGGCCAAGACUGGGAUGUUUAAUUUAUGGACCUUCGGGCGCCUCUAAUGAGUACCUGACGUUGGUUUGAGAACACUAAAGGUGGUUGGUCGGUGUGCUGGCCACAAGACACCCUCGUUAACCGUGGGCCACAUCUGCGCUAUAGAUCGCAAGGUCUGAUAGGGGAAAUGAUACUUAUAAUUUUACAUUUUAAAUACAUAGCUUUUCUACACUUCUUUCCUUCUGUACAUCGUAUGCACAAAACAAGGAAAAGGAAAAAGAUAAACAACAACUUUUGUAAGGGAAAGAACCGCUAAUUACUGCAAUUUAAUUUUGAAAAUGACAGGGUUUAGCUCCCUUUUUGCUAUAUAAGACAAAAUUAAUUUAAUUGGUACUAAUUGAUUAACUAAUUUGUUAGUUUUUGGAUUGAUUCGUGUAUUUUCAUCGAAUAUAAAUAAUUAUGCAAAAUUUCAACUUAAGAAAAAAAUGUUUGAAAACGUAAUAAAGGGAUUAAAUCCAUAAAUACAUCAACAUCACUCAUUAAUAACAUUUAUUCCCCAUUUUUCGAAUAGCAAACAAAAAACCCCAACAAUUAAUUAACUAAUUUAAAAAAAAUAUUUUUUGUUUGUUUUUUUAAAGUGAUUCCUGCCAUGUCAGGUACAAUGAAUAAUUUUGCAAUAUUUCAACUUGAUCCGAAAAUGGGAGACAAAAACAUGUUCCAACAUUUUACCAGACAGACAGACAGAGUUGAUAUCAGCUUUAUAAAAAGCUAGCUCUCUAUAGUUUUUCCGCAUAAAAACUACUCUCAACUCUCAACUUAUCAAGAAGCUGACACUGAUUCGCUAGCUAGUCAAUCUUAUAAAAUACCAGCCUGUUGAAGGGGGUGGGGUACUUGUUUUGCUUCAAUGCUUUUGUAAGUUUUCUUGAAAAUAAUAAUCUAUUUAUACUGCUGGGUCUUUUUGCACAGAAGUGAUUCAAGUAACUAUUUCACUUCUAAAUCUUUCCGCUGGCUCUAUAUAUCAAAACUGUUCAUCUCUACAGAUAUGUGUUUUCUUAUAAUAAUAAGACUUGACGUCGAGUCCGAGGAUUAAUGAGGAAUGCAGUAUUUACCGUGGCUACGCAGCCCCAGCAGCGACCUACAUAUUUCUUAUUGACAUAUAUCUAUAGCCGAGGAUUUAAUCCUAUAUAGAUUUAUGCCGUCUAAUAACUAAUUUCUUAACUCUUUCUCUCCGUAAUUAUUUACCACAUUCUGAUGGAAUCAACGCUGGUAUCGUCAGUUAGGAGAGAAAGAGUUAAUACUCUAGUCGUAAGACUAUGUAAACCUAGAUUCUUGUGUUUUUCUUUGGAUGACCUAAGGACGACAUCUGUAGUCAAGUUUGUCCUCCUCUAGAAAUAUAUAUCACAAUGUUCUCACGUUUUUCUGACCGUGGAUUGCAAUAAGGAAUUCCGAGGUCUACGUACCUGCCAGGCAGUUUGUUUUGUCUCUGGAAGAUUGGAACCCACGACGUCUAGAUGGCUGCCAGACUGGUUUAACAGUACAUUAGAGCGUGGAACGGAUUGCCUGAAUCAGACAAAGGUUGAAGAUAAUUACUUCCUAGUCCAAACCUCCCGCAGGACGACGCGGGGAUGGGAGCGGGCAGGGUUUGAACCCUGGACCAUCGAUAAAUCUGAACGACAGUCCAGCGCGCAAACCGCACGACCAGGCAGCCAUAGAGGGACAGAGAGAUUCUUAUGACACAGAGAAAAUCCACCUGUCUGACGUGAUGCUUGAGUGACUUUGGCAUGAAUUCCUUGUUUCAUUUUUCUACCGUUGUAGUUAUUUUUUUGUUUGUUAGGUGCUAUGUUAAAGUUUGAAAAUAAUAAUAUUAAAUAGUAGUAAUAAAAAUAAUAAUUGCUUGCAAUUAACGUUUCUCUGUUUUACUUUCUUCCCUCUUUGUUUGUUUCUUUCCUAUUUCUUCCAGUUUUUUUUCUUUUCUCUUUUUUCAUUGUGUAUACACUUUCUUUCUCCCCCUUCUUUCUAUCUCGGUGUCUCUAUUUUAUUCUGUCUCAAUUGUCACUCUGUAUUUCUCUGUCUUUAUCUUUUUCUUUCUUUCUCUGUCUAUCUCACAGUCUCGUCUUUCUGUCUCUGCCUGUUUAUCUUUUUCUCUCUGUCUCUCUAUCUGUUAUUUCUCUCUGUCUCUCUUUGCCACUCUUUCUGGAUGGAUGUCUUUCUGUCUCUGCCUGUUUAUCUUUUUCUCUCUGUCUCUCUGUCUGUUAUUUCUCUCUGUCUCUCUUUGCCACUCUUUCUGGAUGGAUGUCUUUCUGUCUCUGCCUGUUUAUCUUUUUCUCUCUGUCUCUCUAUCUGUUAUUUCUCCCUGUCUCUCUUUGCCACUCUUUCUGGAUGGAUGUCUUUCUGUCUUUCUGUCUCUGCCUGUUUAUCUUUUUCUCUCUGUCUCUCUUGGCCACUCUUUCUGGAUGGAUGUCUUUCUGUCUCUGCCUGUUUAUCUUUUUCUCUCUGUCUCUCUAUCUGUUAUUUCUCCCUGUCUCUCUUUGCCACUCUUUCUGGAUGGAUGUCUUUCUGUCUUUCUGUCUCUGCCUGUUUAUCUUUUUCUCUCUGUCUCUCUUGGCCACUCUUUCUGGAUGGAUGUCUUUCUGUCUCUGCCUGUUUAUCUUUUUCUCUCUGUCUCUCUAUCUGUUAUUUCUCUCUGUCUCUCUUGGCCACUCUUUCUGGAUGGAUGUCUUUCUGUCUCUGCCUGUUUAUCUUUUUCUCUCUGUCUCUCUAUCUGUUAUUUCUCUCUGUCUCUCUUGGCCACUCUUUCUGGAUGGAUGUCUUUCUGUCUCUGCCUGUUUAUCUUUUUCUCUCUGUCUCUCUAUCUGUUAUUUCUCUCUGUCUCUCUUGGCCACUCUUUCUGGAUGGAUGUCUUUCUGUCUCUGCCUGUUUAUCUUUUUCUCUCUGUCUCUCUAUCUGUUAUUUCUCUCUGUCUCUCUUGGCCACUCUUUCUGGAUGGAUGUCUUUCUGUCUCUGCCUGUUUAUCUUUUUCUCUCUGUCUCUCUAUCUGUUAUUUCUCUCUGUCUCUCUUGGCCACUCUUUCUGGAUGGAUGUCUUUCUGUCUCUGCCUGUUUAUCUUUUUCUCUCUGUCUCUCUGUUAUUUCUCCCUGUCUCUCUUUGCUACUCUCUCUGGAUGGAUGGCGUGAUAGGUUCCGUUCUCUCUUUCUCUGUGUCGUAAGAAUCUCUCUGUCCCUCUAUAUCUGUUAUUCUCUUUGAAUCUCUCUCUCUCUCUCUGUGUCUCUCUCUUUACUUUGCUUUCUUUGCUUUUUAUUUUACCUUUAUUCUUUUUCUUUCAUUUUUUUGUCUUCUUUUAUUUUUCCUUUUUUUUUUUGUAAUUAUUUCCCCUUAGAGUUAUUGUGUUGUUUUUUUAAACUAAACCUCUGUAGAUGUAUUAUAUCUUAACUAAUAAAACUUCAAAUAACUUAAGUAGCUCUCUUGUGAAACAAGGAUUCAUACCAAAGUCUCUCAAGCAUCACGCCAGAGAGGUGGAUUGGAUAAAAUGAUUAAUCAGGGGAAACACAAGAGUUCUUGACUGCCUGUUUUGAGUGGUGUCAUAUCUUCUAUGAGAUGAUAAAAUGGU
Biomphalaria glabrata is the source of this 4663-nucleotide messenger RNA. RefSeq names its product ATP synthase subunit a-like. The record is from RefSeq and is a predicted model, not a curated record. NCBI's taxonomy places the organism in Eukaryota, Metazoa, Mollusca, Gastropoda, Planorbidae. The transcript is spliced from 2 exons. The coding region runs from base 3349 to 4299 and encodes 316 amino acids.